Drosophila innubila is the source of this 2653-nucleotide messenger RNA. RefSeq names its product zinc finger BED domain-containing protein 1 (gene Dref). The coding region runs from base 340 to 2568 and encodes 742 amino acids. The record is from RefSeq and is a predicted model, not a curated record. Lineage: Eukaryota; Metazoa; Arthropoda; Insecta; Diptera; Drosophilidae. The transcript has 4 exons. Gene Ontology annotation, molecular function: DNA binding.
UAUCGAUUGGUGAUGCAAUCAGUGUUAACAAAAAUUCCAUACAGUUUACAAUUUAAUGCUGCAGAACGCUUUAUAAACGUCAAACGCGCAACUAUAAUUAAUUGUGAGACGACAACAUAAUAAGAAAAUAUUAUUUUGUGCGCAUUAGUUGCAUUUAAAUACGUGCAUUUGCCUUAUCGAUUGACUACAGUGUCGCGUGGCAACUCUGAACUGUACUUUCUGAUACAGAUAAAAAAAACUAUUGACUAUUGAACUGACUAUCUAUAAUCGAGAAAUUGCGCGCUUAUUUUUUGGUGGCAUCGGUAAUCAGAUAUCAAUCAGGAGCGUAAUUAUCAAAAAAUGAACGACGAAGUAGCCCCAUCUCCAAUGGUUGUUGAGGCCAAAUACGAGGAUGUCUCGCAACUUAAUUUUUCCAAGCUCUAUUCGCCCAAAAUGAAAAGCGUCUAUUGGCGCUAUUUUGGCUUUCCAUCGAACGAUAAUGACGAGGUAAUUACCAAGCAGAAUGUGGUAUGCAUCAAAUGCCACAAGGUGUUGACCAAUCACGGCAAUACAACCAAUUUGCGGGCGCAUUUACAACAUCGCCACAAGGAUCUGUUCAAGGCCCUGUGCCAGGAGAACGACAUCCAAGUGCCGCCCCGCAAGACGCCACGCAAUCUUAAUCAUCCGCCGCUAUCCAAGCGCAACGUCUCGUCGCGUCGCGUCAAACUUGAGUUCAUCAACAAUCGCAAUCAUCACGAGAACGAGGAGGAUGAGGAGAUGGACGAAGCGGCCGUUGCUGCCGCUGCCAUGCAGGCCGAAGAUGAUGCCGCCUCGCAGACAAUGCUCUACGAGACCAUGGUGCCGUUGACCUAUGAUGACGCCGACAAUCUGGUCGAGGAGGAGGAUCGCACCAUUAACAUUGAGCCGCGCGAGCUCAAGUAUUCCCGCAAGCGCAAAAGUACAGCUGCUGCGUCCGGAACAAUGCACUUCACACGCAGCAAUAUCAAGCAUGAGGAGGGAACUGGUGGAGGCAGUCAGGGACGCAGCUAUAUUACCAAUUUACCCGAGGCAUUGGCCGACAUUGUGGUGCGGGAUGUGCGCAAUGUGGAGACCCUGUAUGAUCUGGGCAUUAGUGAGUUCAUACGUCUCGCCAUGGGCAAUUUGGCAACGCUGCCAAUGCCACAGAAGAUUGACGAGCUCAUUACGGAGCAGCAUGCAUCCAAGUUCCUGGAAAUGGGCGAUUUUACACGCGAAUUCACCGCCGAGAAGCCCUAUUCCCUGGCCUUUGAGCACUGGAUCAAUGUGGAGCAGCGUCGCUUCCUCACCAUCCAUCAUCAUUAUCUGAGCGAUGAGACCCAAUGUGUGCGCAGUGUCGUCUAUGCCACCAUCGAGUAUACCGACUAUAUCUCAUUCGAUGAUCUGCUCACCGAUUUCUACUUGCCCAACUGCACCCUGGCCAUUGUCAACUAUGACGAUGAGGAGGAUUUGCUCCAGACCUAUCUGAAGGAGAAGCAUAUACCCGUUGUACUCUGCUAUGUCUCGGUAAUUGACAAGUGUUUGCGACGCGUCUUUGAGCUGGAGGAUGUGGCUGCUUCUUUGGAGCAGGUUAAGGAUAUCAUACAGCGUCAUUCGGCUGAGAUAAGCUCCAAGGUUGCCGAGCUGCCGGCAUACAAUGAGAAUUUCCCCUGGACGCUCUAUGAGCUGCUCAAGUUCUUUGCUGAAUCGAUAUCGUGGUCCGAGGAUAUGGAUCAAUUGGUCAUCACAGCCAAAACAGUGACCGAAGCACUCAGUGCGCUUGUGAUUGCUUUGGAUACAUUGCGGGGUGAGGACAUGCCACUGUGCAGCAUGUUAUCACCGAUUACAUCAAAGAUACUGAUUAAGAAACUGGGCAUUGCGGAGCAGGAUGAGCCUUUAAUGAUGAAUAUUAAACGCACGAUUGCCACUGUGCUCCAGACACACAUCAUUGCGAAUGAUACGUUGACCAGCGCUGCGCUGUUGGAUCCACGAUUCCAUCGUCUGACCACAAUUGACAACUUUGACAGCUGUGUGCGAAUGCUGACACAAAAAUACAACAAGACGUUUGGCGGAUCGGCGGGCAUAGAUAGCCAAAGUGGAGAUUCAGCUGGCGAGGUGGCCGCCACCACAUCCGUAAGCAGCACCCCAACGGUGACCAUUAAAUCGGAACCAAAUGUCAAAUCUGGCAAUAAUGUUGUCGGCUCAAACAGCGCCAAAAAGUCAAAGCUGGAACUGCUAUUUGAUGUGGCAGAGAUACCAAGUCCACCAAAACGGGAUGCCGACAGCACUGUGGAAACUGAUCUCAAGCGUUAUCGCAACGAAGUUAUUGUGCAACUGGAUGAAUCGCCCAUUGAAUGGUGGAACAAAAUGGGUCACAUCUAUGGUACAUUGCGCGACUUGGCCUCCCUAUAUCAGGGCGUUCCCGGUGUCGUUAAUUUGAACUUCAAGAAGGUUCUGCGUGAACAGAUUUAUGAUUACAAUAAGCGUUUCAUGCUAACUGGCAGCCAAACUCAGAUUGACGCGAUACUCUUUUUGAAUCGUAACAGCAGCUUAAAGGAUACUAUAUAUGUUUAAUAGCUUUUAUCAUGUUUUUAUCUAUAUCACAUUUACAAUAUAUGUAAAUCUUAUAAUCUGUAAUUAAACUAACAUAUACGAUAAA